Botrytis cinerea B05.10 is the source of this 8326-nucleotide messenger RNA. RefSeq lists its product as hypothetical. Gene Ontology annotation, molecular function: protein binding. The record is from RefSeq and is a predicted model, not a curated record. Lineage: Eukaryota; Fungi; Ascomycota; Leotiomycetes; Helotiales; Sclerotiniaceae. The coding region runs from base 380 to 7990 and encodes 2536 amino acids. The transcript is spliced from 14 exons.
GUGCCAAUGAAACCAAUCUUCGCAGGAAUGUCCCAUUUUGCUUCCGAAUCUCUCUUUUAGUCUUGUAUUUAUCCUUCAUUCGAUUUUCCUAUAGGCGAAUCAUUUUUCGCCUUACCAUCUGCUGAUAUAAGUCAUCUUGGAUUCUUCAUUUAUCGUACCGUCUUCCAUUCCAACCACGUUGAAUCGAUUCUCGGGUGGUAACCAAACGUUUGUCACCCAAAGAUUGGGCACCCGCAUUCAACCGGAGGCAACCCCCCUCGUCAUUGUAGACCAUGGGAAGAAAGGAUCAAGAGAACAAUAAGAAGGACGUUCAAUUCGUUCAUCACGUAGAGGAUUCUGCAUCUUCUGUUGCUUGUGACGAGGUACACACACCCUCAGUAUGAAUAUUUCUUUUUGUCCAGCCAGAACCACGGCCAUUGGUAGUAAUUGGUCCUCAAUCCAGACAACUCAGUGGGCAAAGCCUAUAGUAUUGGAUACCUCAAAUAUUAAAAUUGCCAGAUAUUGUGAGGGGAAGACAGACGAUGAAGAUGAAGAGGAGGGUGAUGGUAAUGAUAAUGAGACUCAAGACAAAUUAAAGGGAAUACCAAAGGAGCCAAUAGAAACGAAAGAAACAAGCGACACCCCGCUGUCUGAAAGUGAGGAGGAAGAUCCACAUUCACAGGAGGAGGAUACUUCCAAGGAGGAAGGAAAUGAAGAUACACAUGACUUGGAAGAACAACCUCAGUCUCCCAAAACCGACAAGCCCUUACCGACGACAGAUGAAUUGACUAACUCGAAAUCGAUAGAGUCGACCGCGACUCCGGAAGAAGAUCUAGCGAAUGAUAGUACAGAAGCAGUACCGGAGCCAGAAUCGAAUCACAACUUAGAAAAUCCUUCCGAUCCUACUUCAGAUCCACCUGAUGGUAUCCCUCCCUGUGUUCCAGACGCUCCACCAUCAGAAGACAUACGGGAUGACAGAUAUGCACUUAGUAAAAUAGAACCCCAUCAGUCGCAUCCGUCAAAUCAUACAGUUCGUUUCGCCGAUGACAUCGUAUCAACAAGUUCCAGGUCAAAAGACAAGAAGAGUAAGAGGAGCAGUAAGGACAAGAAGCCACCUGUGCCCGAAGUGCCACGCAAACCCGAAUCUCUGUUGAGUAAGAAGACUAGAAGGAGCAGGGAAAGCUCCCGGUCUACUGAGGAAGUACCACCGGAAGUUCCCGAUCCGCCCCUGCGGAAACAUGUUGAGCCUGAAAAACAUUCGAGGGGGGAGAAAAGGAAGGCAAAGGACAGGAAAGAGAAAGGUGACGCUAAGAAAAGUAGGAGCAAAGGGAGGGAUGCUUCUAAAAUGGCAUUAGUACCAAUACUGAAACCUUCGGAAUCGGCGAUACAGAGUGAUAAGUCCAUACCGGCUGAAAACAAUGACGAUGAACCAGUCCAGGAGCCACUGACAACUUCAGAUGUUGUUCAGCCAGUAUCAGAUCCAGACCCCCCACCUCUUUCAGAAGAUAACCCAAGCGAGAAUAUAGAGGCCGAAGAAAUAGUACCAGUGCAAGAGAACUUACCAACACAACUUGAAGAGCAUCCAAAUACCGAGGAGACACCAACCAGUGAUGUACCAGCUUCAGAUGACGUAAAGGAGGAGGACGAAGACGUUCCGAGCAUGCAAAACAAUCAGGCCGUCUCCGAAGAACAUUUAGUUACAGAAGAAGCACCCACAGUUGAUGUGCUAAUAGCAGAAGAUGUAAAGGUGGAAGAUGGAGAGAUUCCGAUCACAGAAGAGAAUCCUGCUGCCGUCGCAGAAUCUCACGUGGAUGAGGAAAUUCCUGUUACAAACGAAACGGAUGAAGUUGAGGAUGAUAAGCUCACAGCUGUAAAUGGGACGGAGAUUAAUGCGGAAGAGCCCAGCAGUGAGGUUCUUUCGGGGGCUGCAGUGGAAAGUCCUAUCAAUGAAGAGGAAAGUCCUUUACCGGAUGAACAUGGUCCAUUGGAUCCUGAAGCAGCUGGAAAGAGCUCAAGCAGCGAGGAUAUUCCAACUGAUGCCGAGGAGGUGCCGGCUCCUGUGGAAGAGGCUUCAAAACCUGUCGAAUCCGUACUGAUGAGUGCCACUGGCGAAGAAGAUCCAAGCCCCCUGGAGACACCUACAACGGUCGAUGAGCCUCAGCCAGAGAAUGGCAUUCACCCUAGCGAUGAACCGGCUAUUCUAGAAGAAAGUGCACAUAAUGAUGAGGAAGUAUCACCUCACAUCGAACAUGUGCCUGGGGAAAAGAUUGAAUCAGAACCCCAAGCCGAACUUGAUGCGAAUGAAAAGCCAAUAGAGGAAGAAUCUUCUAAAGAACCCGUUUCUGAAGAAGCCUCCGAUCCAAGCGAGCCAAUAUCUCUACCUGUUCAAGAGCCAGUUACGAUCGAAAGCGAUGCUCAAGACGAGAAGAAAGAAGAACCCAAUGACGUCAAUCAUGAGACUUUGGAUACCCCAGAAGAGGUUGUCCCGGACCAAACAGGCACAGAAGAUUCAAAAGAUGAGCCUCCCCAACUAACCGAAGUCGAAACGCCUAGUCCCGAAGAAACUGGACUCAAAAGUGUUGAAACUCUCGAAGAGGUAAAUGAUCAUACCGAUGAGGAAUCGAAGCCAUGCGAGGAAACGCCUACGGAAACAGAGCCCAACAAUAUCGAUACCGAUAUUCUGACCCCCGAAGAUCCGACAGGGACUACCGAGACUAAUGAACUAGCAGAUCACGUGGAAGGCUCCGAUGUUAAGGAUGAUGUCAUUCAGGAAUUAGCACGUUCAAGCGAUUGCGAUUCUGAUGAUAGUCCGGCCGUUGAAAUUAGCGUUGCCGGAGAGUCUACCGAGGAAAGUCCUGAAGUCAGCCCAGAGCAAGAAAGCGUUGAACCCAGCGAUGACGUCCUAGAUGUUCCAGUUACAAUCGAAAAGUCAACACAGAGCCAAGAAGCUGCCCUCGUUGAACCCGGAGAUCUGGAAAUCAAUACAAAAGUUGAAGAAUUGCCAAUCGAGAGCGAAAAUGUUCAGGAAACUCCAGUAGAAGAGGAAGCGUCGGAUAAGGAUCAUUCGGAUGGUGCACAAGCCAUAAUCGAGGGAGAUUCAACACCAGAAACAUCUGCGGCAAUCGAAGACGCGCCAAUCGAUAUGGAAGAAAGCAAUGAAAAUUCAGAGAAUGAAAAGACACCGAUUACAAAUGAUCAAACUUCCAUCGAGGCUGAAAAUGCUCAAAAAUUACCGGAAUCCGAAGAGACUCCAAUGGAAAAUGAGGAAUCUCAAGAACCACAAGCGAAUGGUGACAUAGUAAAUCAACUCGAGAAAGUCGAUUUGCCAGCCGCGGUUGAGGAUAACUUGGAGCAGGAAAACAUUUCUCUAGGAGAUGUUGAAGAUUUUUAUGAAUCCUCCGAAGAUGACGAGAUAGCAGAUUUGCUUAUGCCUGAACAAGAUCCCGUAGUGAUUGAGCAGGCAUCCAAUCAUCCAGAAAACUUGCCAACAGAAGAUGCUUUAGACGAGAUAGAAACGAAACAAGAAUCUCCAGAUGCCGCCCCAAUGACUAAGACUGAUAAUGAAAUCAUUCCUGUCAAUACUGAAAAGAAUUUGGAACAACCAAGCGAGGAGUCACAAGUCGAAUCUGGAGAGGAAAAGCUUUGCAAUGAAACUCAAGAAUUGCCGGCUAGCGAUGAACAUCAAAUAGAAAACUCUCAAGAUCCCCCUCAAGAUCCGAAUGGAAGUCCCGCACAAACUGCUCCAGAUAACAUCAAUCCCGAAUCAAUUGAAGAACUUCACACCAAUUUGCCUCCUACCGAGCACGGGGACGAAAUCGAGGUGAAACAGUUGAAGGAAUCUGAUCCAGUCGAAUCGGAUGAUGAGGCAUCGAGUUGGGAUGGCGAUUCAAAUGAUGAAGAUUCGGAAUCUGAUAACGAACACGAGGAAAAUAAUUCGCCUGCCACCGAAGGAAAUGGCCCUGAAACAGCAAGUAGUGAGGAGGAACAUUUGCAUAAGACGGAAGAAAUAAGUGCUCUGGCUCUUGAUAUUGAAUCGAAUGAAGCUCCUGUUCUUUCCUUGGAUAGUGCGCCCAAAUCAUUGGACGGAGAGGAUAACGUUCAACUUGAUGAAACAGCGAAUAUCGAUAAUAACAAUGUUCCUAUCCCCGGAGAAGAACCCGUCGAGAACGUCCCCAAGUCCGUAGAGGAGGAUAAUCAGCUAGCCGUAACAGCUAAUGUUGGAGAUCGCGAUACUCCUGUCCACGAGGAAGAAUCUGCCGAAACCCCGCAGAUAUCUGUUGCAGACAACCUUUCCGAAUCGGUGAUUGAGAAGGAUACUACCCAGCCAAGCGAAGACAUCGAUAUUAAAGAAGUUCACGAACCAGAAAAAGAGGUUAUCGAAAAUACAGAGACCUCUGCCGUGGAAAGUCUUCCCGUAUUAGUCAGUGAAGGAGAGAAACAUAUCGAAGCUUCGGAAAUUGAAAAUCCUACCCAAGAGUUAGGGAAAGACCAAGAAACUCCCGUCAUCGAAGGCGAUACUUCCAAGUCAGUUAUCGAGGAAGAAGAACCAUUGCAUUCAGAAGAAACAAUCGAUAACAAGGAAACCGGAAUCCCAAUGCCCGAGGACAAAUCUGACCAGAGUCCGGACGCCCCUGCAGUGGAAACUUCCGAGCCAGCUAGCGAGGAACCCUCAGUUGAGACCACAGAAAAUACCCCGUCCCAGGAAUCCGAAAGUCUUGUUCCUGAGCAAGGGGCAAUUGAGGUGUCAGAAGUUUCCGUCAAUGAGGAAAAUGAGCCCGAACCAGUUGUCGAGGACAAAGAACCCAUUCAGUCCGAAGAAACCGUCUCAUGUGAAGAUCCUAACCUUCCAAUUCAUGAAGAACAACCCGUUGAAGCGCAUGAAUCUCCUGCAGCCCCGGAAAAGAUUGAGAUCGAUGAGAUCACUGGUGAUGUUGCUGCUAUCACAGAAAAAGAGACCCAAACCAUCGGUGACCCCCAACCACCCGCGGAAGAGGAUAAUGAGGUUGUUGAGAAUGUGGAAGCUCCAGUCGGACCAGAAUCUGUCCCCACCGAUGCUACACCUGUUGAGACAGCGGCAGAUAAAGAACCACCAGUAGAAGCACCUGAAGAGGAGGUAGUUCUAGGAAAAGAUGCUGAUCUCGAGUCAACACCGAUGGAGACCAUUCCAGUUCAAGAGCCUUUGAGUGAAGAUAUUCCUACUGAAGAGCCCCUUGAUGAAAAUCCUCUUAUCGAAGAGCCCGCUCCUGACGCUCCGCACACUGAAAACCCUGCUGCCGAUCCAAUCCAGGAAGGUACAGCUGAACCUGAACCUGAGCCCACAAUAGGCGAGCCCAUUCCCGCUCCAGCCGAAGAAUCAACUCCUUCAGAAUCUCCUAUAGAACCAGAAGCCACCAACUGUCCCCCUUCAGAGCCUGUGGUUGAAGAAGAAAUUGCUCCUGAAUCUGCCCCAGUUGAUACUCCCGAGGAACCAGUAAUUGAAAGCAAUCCCGAGCCAGAGAGCGUCGAGAUAGAAAUGUCUAUUGAACCCAGCCCAAUCGUUAAAACUCCCCAAGCAACUCCCAAACCCGUUGAGAUUUUGGAGGAUGAGGAACAAGCACCACCUGAGUCUGAGCCUAAGCAACUUGAUGUCGUCCAACCAGUGGAGGAGAUUCAGGGCGAGGAGCAGCCUGAGGUCGUUGAGACAUUAGAGGAAGAUCUGGCCACUCAAGAACCAAUCGAAGAAGUGGCCGCUGGGCAGGCUGAAGAGACUACGGUUCAAGAACUCACUGGGGAGCCAGCUGCCGAUCAUCCCCAUGAGGAUACCACUAGCGAGGCGCCAAUUCUCGAUAUACCUACAGUCGAGACUGCCCAAGAGCCAGUCGUCCCGGAACCAACCAUUGAAACGCCAAUUGAAGAGCCCGUCGCCGAAACUAUCCAGGAACCAGUGGAGGCAUCCAGUGAACCAGAUCCCCAACAACCUGUCGAAACUGUCCAAGAACCAUUAGUGGAAGCAUCCAGUGAACAGAAUGUCGAAGAAGCUGUCGAAAAUGCUAGCGUUACGCCACCGAACGAAGAGCACGUCGCUCUAGUGGCUGAACAGCCGAUCGAUGAGACAAUUGUUGCGGAAGCACCACCCUUAGAAGAGCCAGCGAUAGAGGGCACUGUUGUGGAACAAACUACGGAAACCAAGGAGGCCUCCGAGGAACCCGCCCAAGAUCUAUCAUCUGAUCCCUCUGCGGUCCCAACAGCAGAAGAAGUCCCCGAGGCUAAAGAAAUCUUGCAGGAAGUUAUUGAAGAGCCUCCUGCUCCCUCAGAUCCCAUAGAAGAGCAAGUCGAGUCUCCAAAGGACGAGAAGCCGAAAGAAGUCGAGGACUUUGAGGCUGUUGCCCUUGCUGGACUUGCAAGUGCAGCGGCAGCGGCAGCGGCAGCCAAGGCCUUGGACGAUAAGGAAGAUGAUACUCCAAUAGCUGACCAACCUCUGGUAAAUGAGCCAGAACGAAUUGAAAAUCGCGAGGAUAAAGGAGCUGAGUCUCCUUCAAAAUCAGACAAAGACAGACGCAGACACAGGAGCUCGAGGCAUCACUCAUUCAGUAAUCACAAUUCAGCCAAAUAUGGUGAAUAUCCACCUUCCAGCAGACCAGAAGAACAGCCAAGACGCCGAAGACAUUCUCACAGUCACAGAACCAAUGGCGCAACCAGUGACAGGGAAGAUGAUAAGGAAAAUUAUCGUAGUCACAGACCUAGUCAAAAAGAAGAGGACAGAGAGCGACCAGAACGUUCUCAUCGCCGACGAUCUAGCCAUAGGGAAGACGAGCCCGAGCGUUCUUAUCGACGUAGGUCUGGCCGCAAAGAAGAAAAGGAAGAUAAAGAGGAGCCAGCCCGCGAUAUUUCUCCAGCAAAGCAAUCUCCGGAUCGUCGAGAUAGUGCUAUUGAGGGUGUGGACGAUGAACGUGAACGUCGCCGACGCCAUCGUAGAGACCGAAAUCGAGAGGAACAAGAAGAGCACGAUAGAAAAAAGGAAGAACGCCGAGCAGCUAAAAGAGAAGCAGCAAUCAAGGCCGAAGAAGCCUUCAGAGCUGAAGAAGCCCGAAAGGCUGAGGAAGAGGCACAAAAAGCUGAGGAUUCACUGCAAAGGAAAAAAGCCGAACCAGUUCUAUUAUCAUCCGCUCCAAAGCGAUCAAGAUCACGAAGAGAAAGUACUUCAAAGUCGUACUCGAUCACUCCCCAUGAAAGUGAUGGCAUCCGAUCCCGACUUCUAAGUUUCAAGAAGCGUGUUCAAAGCGAAGUUACCAGUCCAUUCAUGGCAAACGACGAGCCACAUAUCAAGGAGAAGCUUACCCCCGUCACACGUUCCAGAAGGGAUUCCAUCGUUGAUGAGCCGGGCCCUCCUCAGUUCGAUGUUACACCAGAACGUCCAAAGAUGAGUUCUAACGCAAGAAAAUCAUCUCGGUCAUAUCCACACCAUUCUCACUCGUCGUCUCGUAGAGAGUCUGAACGAACUUAUAGUUCCCGGAAAGAGCCAAGUCGACGAGAUUCUACCAGGGAGAAGUAUAAGACGGAGGAGGAGAAGGAGGCAAGAAGAACUCGCAGGGAGAUGAAGAGACAAGAAAGGCUUGCCAAGGAAGAGGCGGAAGCAGAAAAUAUGCUCCAAAGGGAAAAGGACGAUGAGUUGAGGCGUCGACAUCGUGAGGAGAGACGUAGAAAGCGAGAAGAAAGAGAUACCGAGGAACGCGAGGCCAAGGAGCAAGAGGCCAGGAAUCGAGAACUGGAGGAGAAAAGUGAUAAAUCAUUAGAACCAUUCCCCGAAAACGAUGUCGAUAACGGAGAAUCGAAGCCUAGCUCGAGGCCAGUUACUCGGGAAAGACGACCGACGAGGCAUCAUUCGAAUUCUUAUAGUUCACGAGGCUCUCGUCCAGAGAUACCCAUAUCUCGAGGCUCCCGUGCAUCGGAAAAACCAGCGGAAAAACCAAAGAAUGCUUUUAAGAGCUUUAUGACAUUGGGGAAAAAGGUCUUUGCUUCAGAAAAGCAUUGAUUAUGACAUGUAUAACGGCCAUGAUGAUAUACGGAGUUUCUCUUGUUCGAUUAUUUUGAUUUCGAUUUCGAUUCUUGAUUGGUAUUAUGUUUAUGAUUGUGGAAUAUGCUUUUGAUGAGUUCUGGCUGGUGAUCUGAUCAUUGCGAAGAUGUUAUAAUAUGGUGGUCGAUCUGUGUUUUCAAGUACAUAAUAGUGUUGAGCAAGAUCUAAUAGGGUUCUUGAUGUCUGUCAGCCCUUUGUAUUUCAAGUUUCCUUGGACAUAUUUCUUUUGUUUAACUGUAGUUAUUGAAUGUACUUAACAAUUUUUGGGAUAACGGAUAUUAGAAUGAAUAGUCA